AUGUAUAUUCAGAUUUCAAUGAGUGUGCUGAGCUCGAGAAGUAAACAUAAGUGAAUAAAUAAAAUGUGAUUAUUUUCAUCAUUUUGGAUGGAUUACUUGACAGAAGGUGCAGAAGAAUAUAUAUAAUUUUGAUGAGCUGGUUUUUCGUUUGAAUCAUCAUUAAAAUUAGUCAAAAUUCAGUACGACAAAAUAUCGUUGCAGUGGUACUCGAAAGUGUUGGUGCUGUUGGUAACCAUGUUAACGUUCUGGCUAAUUCUUACGUUUGGGUUUUUAUCCCAAACGAAAACGAUGGCUGCAGAAACAAUCCAUGCAGCCAUUGUUGCAUCAACUUCACCUACCGUACAUAUUGAUUCUAGUGAUGCAAAUGGUGAUUUAGAAAGUGCUGAAACAAAAGAUCCAAAGAAACAAAUAAGACGUGUUAAUAGUGAUGGUUCAUUUGUGAUUGGGUAUGAAACUGUUGAUGGAACUUUUAAAAUUGAAAGCCGUGAUUUACUCGGCAAUGUUAAAGGUACUUAUGGCUAUUUAGACGAAAAUGGUGAAAUAAAACGUGUUUCUUAUAUUGCAAAUAAUACAACUAAUGGCUUAAAAAGAACUUCACAACCAAUUAAAAUACCAAACAAAUCAGGAAUAUCAUCUUCAUCCACAACCCAGAGACCAAUUACCUAUCAAGGAAGCGCAACCCAAUCCAUUCGUUCUCAUUCAAAUAUAAUUCAACCAUUAAGAAAACAAUCAUAUUCAUCUUCUCAUAGGAGAAUAGAUCAUACAAUAAAAUUGCAGAAAUCUGAACCUUCUACUUUAGUUUAUGCCACUUCAGUUCAAUCAACCAAUAUACCAAGCACCAUUUCUUCCAAUCCGGAACCAACUUCUCAGUUAAAAGAAGAAGAUUUUACGAAGGAAUCAAAGAUGAAUAAAAGUUAUAAAUUUUCGAAUGUCUCGAAUGGAAAAUCAGAACGCAAACAAAUCCAAGGAAAUUUGCUCAGACGUCAAUUACCAAACGAUCAAAGUGAAAAUUUCGAAACCAAACCACAAAUUAUCUAUGGUCAAUCAUCUGAUGAAGAUUUAACUGGUACUCAACGUCCAUUAUUCAGCACUACAAAUUCUCCUCGCAUUCCAGCAAUAGUUAUCGCAGCCAGAGAGAGACAGAGAGACUUAAGAGACAGAGUUUCUAUAUUGAAGAAUAUGAAAAACAUUGUUUUACAACCUACACCUACCAAUGAAAAGCCAAUUCAGUUCCGAACAAAAACUGAUGACAAUCUAGAAAAUGAAUACUUUACACAAAGUCCGGUUCCAGUUCAAAUACCAACUACCAGAGAAAUUGUUCAAAAGGAAAAAAUUGUCAAAUAUCGCAAUCCAAUAUCACAUUUUAUGAAAACGAGCAAAUCAUCAAGUGAAUUAGAAAACGCCAGUGGUCCAAAACAAUAUAAACUACCUGUAUCAACAAAACUAUUGCAACGUGAAGUAGAAAGUGAACAAUAUUUGCGUGAAACUUCAGCCUCUAAUGCGAAAGAUUCAUCACUUGAGCAGUAUACAAAUAGUAACGAAAAUGCUGCAACUCAUCCUUUCUCACAAUCAAUAAAUCCUUAUUCUCAAAUAUCGCGAACAGUUGAUGACCAACGCCCUCAACAGCAAUUUUCAUUUCCAAUGCAACCAUAUCAAGCACUAUCUCCACAAUUGUCCAACUAUAUUGAAAGACCAUUAACAGCAAGAGAUUUUGAACGUUUACUCAAUAUUCUGGCAAUUCGAUUCCAACAACAUCAACAUAUUGGUUAUUCACAAGAUGUGUUCACAAAUGGUCUCAAUGGCUUUAGAAAUUAUUAUUCAGGAUAUAAUCCUUAUCAAAUAUUUCGUUCACCACUUUACAAUCAAUUCGAUCCACGGUAUACUGCUUUCAGUCGUACGCUUCCACCACUUCCACCACCUCCAUGGGCUCCAUACUCUGAACAAGAAAACAUGUAUCAAGCCCAAAAUCCAAAGCAAUAUUACAGCACUGGCUAUGACAGAACUGACGCGAAUGAUUUGUCAAAUCAAAAAUUUUCAAAUCAAAAUGGUGAUUAUCUUCCAUCUAAUGUUCGUGAAGAGCUAUUGUAUCGUAUGUUAAUGCUCGCUAUACAACCAGAUUUCACUCCGUCAAUACCAUUUUCUGACGCAAGUACAAUUCAUGAAUACUUUAAAUCAAAAAUGCUUAGUAGUAGUACACCUUUGUCAGACACAAAUUCAAAGAAACCCGUGCGAAGUGUUCAGAUUUUAGGAGAUGAAUAAUUAAUUCUUUUCUUUACGCAAAAAAAAUACAUAUAUUAAUAUCAUAUCUUUAUGAUUUAACUGUAAAUAAUGUAGCCCAAUUUUUUAUAUAUUUUUAAUUAGAAUUUUUUUCAUGCAAAUGUGCAUUGAAAAACUAAUUUUCAGAAACAAUAUUAUGUGAAUCGAUUACAUAAUAAAUGUUGCUCAUUAAAAAAACUGAAAA
Molecule: messenger RNA, 2461 nt
Organism: Contarinia nasturtii (swede midge)
Lineage: Eukaryota; Metazoa; Arthropoda; Insecta; Diptera; Cecidomyiidae
Exons: 2
Coding region: 235-2259 (674 amino acids)
Cellular component (GO): chitin-based extracellular matrix
Molecular function (GO): structural constituent of chitin-based larval cuticle
Source: RefSeq, a predicted model, not a curated record